GGGGACUGACCUUCUUUACGGAUUGGUUUCAACGAAAACAUUAGUUCAAUGCAUACUUCUGACUUGAAGAAGACAUGAAGGUGUCGAAUCGUUGUCUCGUGAAGUGUUAUUGCGCGGUUCGUACAGCUUAUUGGCGAGACUUUACCUAAUCAUAAUGAACCUAAUUUAGUACAUAAUUAACGUCGAUGAAAAUAUUAUUCUAUAAUUAAAAACCGAUAAAGAAAUUAUUUGUAUUAAUCGCGUUGUUCUCGCGGAAAUAUCGAGUCGUUUAUAUUUCUCUAUAGACAUAGGCGUUGUAAAAAAUGAUGUUUAAUAAAAUUAGUACGAGGUUUUUGAAAGAUGUUUACUUGGGAUUGUGUUUUGUUAUGCUGUUUAAUGCAUUCAAUGUACUGACGAGCGUACAAAAAACCAUCACAGCGAGUAUUGAAAAAGACAACCCAUCGGUUCAUCUAGACGGAUACAUUUCGCUGGGUAUCGUAUACACGACACUUUCCCUCGGUACUUGGUUGGCCCCCGGCAUCAUCGCAAAAACUGGUCCUAAAUAUGCUAUGAUAAUUGGCACUGUUUUUUAUUUAAUCUAUAUAGCGUCGUUUUACACCGAGCUAAGUUUCUGGAUAUAUUUGGGCGCAGCAUUAUGCGGAUUCGGAGCAUCGGUGUUAUGGACCGGACAAGCCAACUACACGGUUUUAAAUUCGAAAAUAGGAAAGGCGUACUCCAGCAUAGGAGUAUUCUGGAUCCUAUUCCAGUCCAGCCACUUUUUUGGAAACCUGAUUAUUUAUUUUCAAUUCAACGAUAUAGAUCAAGCGAUCGAUCGGCCACUGAGGGUAAGAAUCGUUCUGACGUUGGUUGGAUUUGUUGUUGUUGCCAUAAUAAUGAUGUUUGGUAUACGACCACCUUUACGAAACGAUGAAGAAGAAAAAACCGUUCGGUCGCCCGGCGAUGAGAUAAUUAAAUCUAGUAAAUUACUAACAACGCCGAAAAUGUUGCUGUUGGUGAUAACGAUGGUUCAUCUAGGUAUUCAUUUGACGUUCCUGAGCAUUCUCAGCGCCAGUAUGAGCUUUUCCAGAUACCUAUCAGCUAACUCAAAAGAACUAGCUCCACUCUGCGGUAUAUUUCAAGGAAUUGGCGAAAUACUUGGAGGAUUUUUAAGCAUAUUUGUCGGAGGAAAAAAAUUCUUCAAACUGAAACCUUUGAUUACCAUCGCUUUCUUUAGCAAUUUCUUAUGCUACAUAAUCGCAUUUUUAAUGCUGCCGAAUAACGCAGCUCGAUCGUAUACCGACGAUUUACCAAUAUUAUUGCUGCCCAACUGGUUACUCAUCUUCGGAGCUAUGUUAUCUGCCUUAGGAGAGGCUUGUUUACAAACAGAAGCAUUUGAUCAUUUAGGAGUUGUGUAUCCAAACGAUAGUGCUUCGGCUUACGCGGUCAUGAAAUUUAUAAAUAGUGUGACCACAGCCAUCAGUUUUUACUACGGAGAAUACUUCGGCUUAUAUACUCAACUGUUGAUUUUAGUAGUAUUCAAUUUCCUGUCUUGGAUAUCGUAUCAUUACCUACAAUGGAAAUACAUCCAACCUGAAUCCGCAAACAAUCAACUGGAAAUGAAUCAGAAAAAAUGAAUUAGGCCACGAAAUGAAUUUUGCUCGUGUGAUGAAGUAGAUAGGUACGUGGAAAAAACGUGAGAAAAGAGGAUAUGUUGAAAGAAUUGAAAGGAAAAAAAAACUGCUGUGAAAUUGUAAAUUUACCACAAUUUGUCUAGUCUCGAUAAUAAUUUAUCCAGGAUCGAAAAUAAGGAAAAUUGACGAACAAAUUAAAAAUAAAUGCCUUACAUUGUU
Messenger RNA from Planococcus citri (citrus mealybug), 1829 nucleotides. Its product is annotated as UNC93-like protein MFSD11. The transcript has 8 exons. NCBI's taxonomy places the organism in Eukaryota, Metazoa, Arthropoda, Insecta, Hemiptera, Pseudococcidae. The record is from RefSeq and is a predicted model, not a curated record. Bases 303 to 1613 code for a protein of 436 amino acids.